AUGAACCCCUUCACCUUCCUCACCCAAUCUCGGGCAAACGCAGCCUGGCACCCAGUUGGCCUCGCUUCCGCGCUCCCUGAUUUGGACCUCGAUAAGGACGCCUAUUGGAUCGCGCCGAGGUGCAAAGCUUUCAGCAUUCCGAAAAAUGAGGGCAGCGCGGAAGUUAAACCCCCGGUAGAAGCAGAUCUUGAUAUGCCGGGAGACAUGAAGGAUCAGGUUCUUGUCUUCAAAUACAAGGGCAAAAUCCAUGCCGUUGAUCAUCAAUGCCCGCACUCGUCAUUCCCACUUUCCCAGGGCAAAAUCUUUGAUAUUGAAGAUUUUGGAAUCACCCUUAGCAGUGGCAUUCAAUGUCCCAAGCACGAUUGGUCAUUUGAUUUAUUCACUGGACGAGCAGAUCGCGGGAGCUACUCGCUCAAGUUGUGGGAGGUACAGCUGCGUGAUCCCCCGUCAUCAGAUGAAUCCAAGAGCGAGGACAAGGAGGUUUGGGUUCGGCGCAAGCAAAGAAUUGGUUAA
This is a messenger RNA of Penicillium cinerascens, 513 nucleotides long. RefSeq names its product Rieske (2Fe-2S) protein. The record is from RefSeq and is a predicted model, not a curated record. The coding region runs from base 1 to 513 and encodes 170 amino acids. Gene Ontology annotation, molecular function: 2 iron, 2 sulfur cluster binding. The transcript has 2 exons. Lineage: Eukaryota; Fungi; Ascomycota; Eurotiomycetes; Eurotiales; Aspergillaceae.